This is a messenger RNA of Clonostachys rhizophaga, 792 nucleotides long. The record is from the annotation of a GenBank genome assembly. Lineage: Eukaryota; Fungi; Ascomycota; Sordariomycetes; Hypocreales; Bionectriaceae.
AUGAGCUUCACUGUCAUCAUCUGUCCUGGGGCCUGGCCUCUGGUUUCUUUCUUUGAGCCACUUAUCCAAGCCUUCAAGGACCGAGGGCAUCCAGUCAUUUGCAAAGUUCGAGAUUCCUACCCAACGUUCGACCCCAUGAAUCCACCUGCCUUGAACCCGGAUAGCGAAUAUCUCCACACAGAGGUUCUAGGACCCGCUAUCGAAAGUGAUGCUGAUGUUGUGGUUUUCAUGCAUUCGUAUGGCGGCGUGUAUGGAGCUGAAGCGCUCAAGGGCCUAAGUAAGCAAGAAAGAGCGGCGAAAGGCCUGGUGGGUGGCGUCAUUGCUGCUAUUCUGACCUGUGCUUUCGUGGCCCCCAAGGGAAAUACGGCCCUUGAUUGUAUGGGUAUCUCGGCCGAUAGUCUUCCCGAGUGGACUGAACACGAAGAAUCGACAGGUCUAGUAGGCAUGAGCAAGGCAUAUGCCAAGCAGAUCCUCUUCAACGAUCUCCCCGAGGAAGAAGGGGAAAGACUGGCUAAUCUGCUUCCCAAACAAUCUAUCACCUGCUUCACCACGCCAGUGCAUUGGGACCCGUAUCAAGACCGUAACUUCAAGGGGAAACUUGGCUUCAUCUACACCGGGGCCGAUCGGAUUUUCUCUAUUGAGGCCCAGCGGCAGGCUGUUUCCAAGGCAGGAAUCAAGCACACAUAUAUUUUGGAAAGCUCAUCGCACUCCCCUCAUCUGGAACAGCCUGACCACUUGGCGGGCCUGGUUAUUGAUAUGGUACGAGGCAUUACAGGCAGCACGAAGAUCUAG